Messenger RNA from Phymastichus coffea, 1981 nucleotides. RefSeq names its product ras-related protein Rab-18-B-like. The record is from RefSeq and is a predicted model, not a curated record. The coding region runs from base 730 to 1401 and encodes 223 amino acids. Gene Ontology annotation, molecular function: GTP binding; GTPase activity. Lineage: Eukaryota; Metazoa; Arthropoda; Insecta; Hymenoptera; Eulophidae. The transcript has 4 exons.
AUAAAUGGACGUUAGGCGACAUCUGACGUGCCUUUUCUAUGCCAAGGAAAAUAUUCGAUUGCCUAGCUUAAUAAGGAUUGCAAUUUGCUUGUUGAAGCGAUUUUUCUAAUUUUGCGAUUAGUGCAACGUGAUUUUGUGAAGCGCUUAAUAAUAAUAAAGCAAUUGUAAAAAGUUUGUGGUACAAUAUUAUAGACAUUCUCAUAUUAUUUUCUUUAGUAAAACUCUAUAAUAAUAGUAUUAUAAUAUGAAAAGUAAAUUUCAUGUUGGUUAUUAAGUUAAUAAAGUUAUUAAAGCGACAUUGAAAUCUUUGUUAUGGUAAUGGAGAAAGCUGACGUUAAUUUUGAUUGAUCAUUAUAAAAAUAAAAACAACACAACAAUUAUUGAUUAGAUUAUACCUGGAGUUUAAAAUUUUUAAAUGUCCCAAGGACGUUUCAAUCGCCAUCUCUAACUGAUCAGCUGGACGACCGCAGACGACUACAAAAAAUGACAAAAUCCACGCAGCUCUUGUGCUAACAGUGACGCAUUCAUCCAUAGUUUUGUUAUUCUAAUUUUCCUUGUUAUAAAUAUUAUCAAUAGCAAUUUAAAAGAUCAAGCAAAACAGAGUUUAAUCUUUUAAAUUCUAUAACAAUAUAGUUAUUAAUUUUCGAUCGACAACUGUACUUUGCACUAAUUUUUUUCAAGACAAGACUUUAUAUUGUUAUUUUGUUUUGUAAUAUCAUCAAAGUUGCAAUGGAUCGCGAAGAUGAAGUUUUGACAAUAUUGAAAAUCCUAAUGAUUGGCGAGACCAAUGUCGGAAAAUCAAGUAUCUUGCUAAGGUUUACGGAGGAUGAAUUCCAUGAUAACAUACAAAACACAGUUGGGAUGGACUACAAGUCUAAAAAAAUUACAAUCGAUGGUAACACAGUUAAGUUAGCUAUUUGGGACACUGCUGGACAAGAAAGAUUUCGUACACUGACUCCCAACUACUAUCGAGAUGGUCAAGGAGCUAUUUUAGUUUAUGAUGUUACAGACAGAUCAACAUUCAUAAGAUUAGACACAUGGUUGAAUGAGCUACACACAUAUUGCAACAAAACAGACAUUGUCAAAAUGGUUGUUGGGAACAAGAUUGAUCUUCCCAAUAGACAAGUUAGCAUAGAAGAGGGUUUACAGUUUGCAAGAAGGCACCAAACAUUAUACAUUGAAAGUAGUGCGAAAACUGCAGAUGGAGUAAAAUGUUGUUUUGAAGAACUUGUUCAGAAGAUCAUUCAAACACCAGGCCUAUGGGACACAUAUUCCUGGAAAUCUAAUAAUGCAAAUGGCAGUAGUGGACCAAGGCAACGAAUAGGAAAGAAAGGACUGCAACUAACAGAUGAUUACGAGCCAGACAAUUCUUAUUCAAGUUGCUAUUGCAGUUUAUUUUAAUUAUAAAAUAUAUUGUGAAAGUUGGAUUGAUUUAUUCUCAGAUAAGAUAUAAUUCCAAUAUGCUCAUUUUUAAUCUUUUUCAUGUUGAUUGAGUAUUUUGCCUAUAUGAAAAUCAUUCUUAUCAAAAAGAUAAUUGAUAUAUAAUGAAGUUAAUACUAAUUUUUUAAUUUUUAUGUAAGAUAAAAUUGUUUCCUUGCAAAUAUAAUUUGAUAACUAGCCGAAACCCAUUGAUCACAGCAUUUUUCUGAAACAUUUGUAUUACUACUAAAGUAACUAAAGUAAGAUGUACUAUCAACCACUUUGGGAGCUUUUGUAUGUUAUAUUUUUCAAAAAAAAAUUUUUUUAUAAAUAUAAAUAAAAACGGAGUUAUGACGAUGUACACAUAUAUGAUGUACUAUAAAUUACAUACAUUAAUAUUGAGUAUAUAGUAACGUUUUAAAACAUUCGAUCGUAUGAUAUGAAAUCUUUUAAGGAACAUGUGAUGGUAAGACUAGUACAAUGAAUACUUUGUAAAAAAAUCUUGUAAAAUAUUUAUUUGUAAAUAAAAAGUCGUCUUUCCACAACGUUUGCUAUUGUUCUU